CGCGCGUGGUCGGCAGGGAUGGCGGGGCGCGGGGCCAGGUUGGGGAAAUACAUGGUGCAGGGCGAGAGUGCUCAGAGGGGGAGACACAGACCCGCCGCUGCGGGAAACCAGCAGCCACAGUCAGGGUCCGGCGCUGCGAAGACGCCGGCCGGGGAGGCAGGAGAGGCCGGGGAGGCAGGAGAGUCGCUCUUCUGGAACUGGGAGCCCUGGGGUCUGGUUCUCGGGGCCCUGGAGCCCAGCCUCUUUUCACUUGCGGGGAUACAUGGCUCCUUUCCAAAUAAGUGUACUCAGUGGCUUAAAAUGGUGAUUUAAAGACCAAUAUUAAAAUAACCAUGUGGCACAGGACUGGGCAGGAGGCAAGAUGAGGGCGGUUCCAGCAGGCGGAGGUGCUGGAGACCCCACGCCCCGUGCUGGUUAACCCGUGCCAGGGUCCUGUGGCCCCCCUGCCCCAGUGGAGGAGUCUGCAGUGGGCCUGCGGAGGUGAAGGGGGACAGUGGGCCUUGGCCAGCAAGGCCCCAGGACCCAAGACGCUCGCCUGUGUGCCUGGUCAGACGGCAGCAUGAAAACCACAGUCCUCAAAGCACAGAGGGACAGGCAGGGUGGGGGGGGCGCUUAGGCCCCGGGGUCCUGCAGUUCUCUCUCAGCUGUAUCUCUUCACCUGCUUAGAGGGGCUGGGGGAGUAGAGGCCCAGUCCCUGCCACCAAGGCAGCCAAGGUCAGGCCCCUUGCGGUGCAGCUGGAUGGGGGACACGGGUGCUGCAGCGCUGAGAACAGCCCCUCCCUGAAACAUAAAUAUCUCCACCUGCCUAAAAUCCCACCACAGGUGCUCCAAACCUAGGCAGCCCCUGAAAGCCCUGUCCCCACCUCCUGAGAGGGGGAGGGGCCGCCGCCCCCAUUCACCCCUCCCCUCCCCGGCAGUGGGCCCAGCCGCCACCUCUGCCCACACGUGUCACGCAGGGAGUUCCCACGAUGCCGCCCCGCCAGUAGCUGGGUUGGGAGAUAAGCGUGUUAUGACCCCUCGGUGGCCCCUCCACUCCAGCCCUGAGAGGACUCUUAUCUGCCCCUGAACUGCUGUGACUUUCCCGCCAGCCCUCUGGGCGGUGGCUCCUGUAAACCACAUCCUUGGACAAACAGCACCCCCAGGACUGAGUGGGUACCGCGCAGGAGGCCCCGGGCUCUGCCCUGGGUGGCUGGGUUCAGACUCCGGAGGGCGGGGCGAGACCUCGGGGCCCAACACAGACUCUUGAAGAACAAGUAAUCGGACGGACGCGGCAUCGCAGUGGGGCCUCGGCCCCGACCACUCCUCCCCCUUGAUGCAGGUGUGCAGACCCUCCCACUCUCUGGCUAUCCCCCCAGCCACCCUGGGGUUCCACUCCCACCUCUGCCCCCAAAUGGGGCCUCUGGUCUUUCCCAUCCGGGCCACGGAUGUGGCAGAACUUUCAGGGAGGCUCUGGAGGGAAGUCCCAAAGUGAGACUGAACGUGGGAGGUGCCUGGAUGGAGCUCCCCCCACCCCCUGCCCCGGGCUUUGGGAGACAGCAGGCCCAGGCCAGCUCAGCCUUGCAGCCCCGUCAGAGGGACCCCCCGCAGCCUCUCAGGCCUCCCCUCCGGGACGGAGAACACUCAGGGCUGCGGUGUUCUUUCCCCACGUUGCCCCUCAGGCACCCACUUGUUCAUUUUGAAGAUGUGAGAACUGAGGUUCUGAGUAAUUUUAAAAACAGCAGCGCACUCUUAGUUAACUGUACGUGGGACACGAGGGUAGUCAUCUAAAGGGAACGUUUACCUUCACACCGGCCCCAUGAGGCAGGUCCCGCUGGCCCUGGAGUGUGGAUGGAGGCGUGGCGAGGCCAGGCGGCCACCCACCGCACCGGGCCAGCACCUGGCCGGGAUCCAGGUGGUGGGGCUCCAGGGGACAGAACCAGGACCCCCGUCCCUGCAGCAGGAAGGGCACACCUGGCUGCUAAUUGUGUCCUGAUGCCUGGCAGCCCUCCAGUCCUCGGCCACACACACCCCCGCCCCGCCCCCAGCGGCCUUGCGCCUGCUUUCCACACAACAUGGGGCUACUCUGCGCCCAGCUGGCUCCCGUGGGGACCAGACCCAUCUCCUGGCAGACAGGAUGUCCCGGGAUGGGACUCGGAGACCAGCCCCUCCCUCGGACCCCCAUCCUUGCCCACACUCCAGGGUCCUGGGAGCCAUGGCACUGGGCCCCAGAGCCGAGGGGUCGCACGCUGCCUGUUCCCCCGCCCCUCCCCCAACACAACUGGCCAGGCUCCUGAGCUUCUGCCUCCCACAGGGGCCCAGAGUCCAAGCUUCCCGCUCCAGCCACUCAAUGCCCCAGCCCACCUGUCCCGCACCCGGAGCCCUGCUCCUGGGAGGCUGGAAGCUUGCAAGAGCCCCACACAAUUGUAACUAUCUGUGAGCCUCUGAUUACAGUACAACUCCCCGAAUUAGCCGCUCAGGUAAUGCUCAUCUGGGGGAACCUAUGACUCAGCAAUCUUCGGAGUAAAUGAUUUAACCGCACACCCAGCACAGCCGAGCAGUCAGAUGCUAGGCACAGGGCACUGCCCGCCGGUCAGUGCAAGGCCAGCUCCGUGCCUGAGCCCACCACCCGCACGCCCAACCCGCUAACUGAGCCCAAGGCCCCGGGGACAGACAAGCUAGGUCCGCACUCUCUGCCGAGCCCGCGAGGGGCCCCCUCAGGUUUUCUCGGGGGGCGGGCCGGUGCCCCACGAUGGCAGCGUCCCCUGAGUGCACACAGCAGGGCAGGGGGCUGGCGCUGGUUCGCCGGCGGCCCCCCGCACCCCCAGGCCUGCGAGAGGCUCUGAAGGCCCGGCUGUGGCGGAGCUGUUCGUGCAGCGUGCAGGGGGCCUGGGCGCUGCUGCAGAACCUGCUCCCCGCCACGCGCUGGCUCCGCCAGUACCAGCCUCGGGAGGACCUGGCGGGUGACGUCAUAUCCGGGCUGGUCAUCGGCAUCAUCUUGGUGCCCCAGGCCAUCGCCUACUCACUGCUGGCCGGGCUGCAGCCCAUCUACAGCCUCUACACGUCCUUCUUUGCGAACCUCAUCUACUUCCUCAUGGGCACCUCACGCCACGUCUCCGUGGGUAUCUUCAGCCUGCUCUGCCUCAUGGUGGGCCAGGUGGUAGACCGCGAGCUCCUGCAGGCCGGCUUCGACCCCGCCCAGGACGGCCCGGGGCCCAGGGCCAACCGCAGCGCCCUCAACGCCUCGGCCACCAUGCCGGCGCUUGGGCUGCAGGACUGCAGCCGGGACUGCUACGCCAUCCGCGUGGCCACCGCCCUCACGCUGCUGGCUGGGGUUUACCAGGUGAGGAGCCGGGCCUGGGCCUAGACAGGCUGGCUCAGCCACUCAGAGCAGCCCUCCAGGUACUGGUCGCCCCCCUGCAAGGGCCAAGCCCGCGGGAGACAGGAGGUCAGGGCAGUGGCUUAACCCGCAAGGCGAGGAGAGAACAGGGCAUAGGCAGAAGUGGGUGCGUGACAACACCCCAGGUCGGGGCACCAGAGGGGCUGAGGGUGCCCGGGGUCGGGGGCCUGCCUGGCCAGCUGCAGAGUGUGGCCUCGGGCCCAAAUGUGCCCCCACUUGGCCUGCACAUCCUCCCCAGCUUCCUGUCCCAAGUGGGAUCCUGGGAACUGCCUUCCCGCCUGCCUUCCCACGGCCUCCCCGCACCCAGCCCUCACUGGACCAGGGCUGUCCACCCCAACGUCGCCCCCUCCCAAGAGCCACCUCAGGUUCUUCCUCUCAGCUCCAGGUCCCCCGGGAGGGGGGCGGUGCUGUGGACAGGGCCGAGGAAGGAGCUGCCUUCCGAUGCCCAGGGCCCGCGUGUGUGAGACCACGGUGAGCGUCGUGGCCACAGCGUGCACUCCGGCGUCUGCCGUGCCUGUGCGCGCACACGUAUGUGCAGGCGGCCGCGGGUGGGGUCCACGUGGGAAAUAAGCAAUGCGAGGAAGGGAGGUCCGGCUCUGUGCUAUGCCCGCGCCCUGCGGCCCUGACCACGCUCUGUCUGCAGGUCCU
Molecule: messenger RNA, 4024 nt
Organism: Orcinus orca (killer whale)
Lineage: Eukaryota; Metazoa; Chordata; Mammalia; Artiodactyla; Delphinidae
Gene: SLC26A1
Product: solute carrier family 26 member 1
Exons: 2
Coding region: 2729-3343 (204 amino acids)
Biological process (GO): transmembrane transport
Cellular component (GO): membrane
Molecular function (GO): oxalate transmembrane transporter activity; secondary active sulfate transmembrane transporter activity; chloride transmembrane transporter activity
Source: RefSeq, a predicted model, not a curated record